UACUCUUUACAACCUGUACACCUUUUGAAAUAGAGAAAAAAUCGGAUGAAGUUUCUGUUGAUGUGUGUGACUCAACCUCCGGCCAAAAGUAAUAUUUAAGUUAGAUAAGAAAACGCCCAUUUGGAUCUAUAUAGCUACAAUAUUCUUAAGACAAUAUUCACUUUACAAACUCUCUAUGAUGCAGGCAAUAAAAUGCGUUGUGGUUGGCGAUGGUGCGGUUGGUAAAACCUGCCUCCUAAUCAGCUACACAACGAAUGCAUUCCCUGGCGAAUAUAUACCAACAGUUUUUGAUAACUAUUCAGCAAAUGUAAUGGUUGAUGGUAAACCAGUGAAUCUAGGAUUAUGGGAUACUGCCGGUCAAGAAGAUUACGACAGAUUGCGCCCUCUAUCUUACCCUCAAACUGAUGUUUUUCUUAUCUGCUUUUCACUCAUUAGUCCAGCCUCAUUUGAAAAUGUCCGAGCCAAGUGGUAUCCUGAGGUCAGGCAUCAUUGCCCACAGACACCAAUUAUUCUUGUCGGUACAAAGCUUGAUCUCCGAGAUGACAAAGACACGUUGGAGAGGUUACGAGAGAGAAAUCUACAACCUAUUACAUUUCCACAGGGUUUGCAAAUGGCCAAAGAGAUAACCGCCAUGAAGUACCUUGAAUGUUCAGCGCUGACACAAAAAGGUCUGAAGACCGUGUUCGAUGAAGCAAUUCGUGCCGUCCUAUGCCCCCCUAAGAUGCCGAAGAAAAAGAGUCCAAAGUGUCAUCUAUUGUGAAUUAUCACAUGUCAUGUUCUCAUCUACUGAUAAUCGAAAUGCAGAGAAGAAACAGACUGGGUUUUUUCUUCCAUACUCCUACAAAUAAUUUAAUAGCCAAUCAUACACCAAGUACCAGGUCAUAUGUCAUCAGAGAAAACUCUCAAAAACUAAAUACGAAAUAGCAUUAUGCUGAAGAGUGUACGUUCUGGUUUUUAAUGAUCUUGGUGUAUGCAGUAUACUCCCAAAUUGUGAUGUUAAAAAUUAAUACCUCGAUGAUUGACCAAGUUCCUUGUUUAGGUAUCAUAAAACUUGUAUGCAUACUGUAAUAUAUUCUGUAUUGGCUUAUUUUUAUUUUCAUUAUUGUAGUUAAAAAUUUAUUAUUAUACAUCUUGCUAAUUAAAAACUGGAAUUUUACAGCCAAAGGUUUGAUUAAUGAUAUGCUGCUGUUUAAAAUUAUCAUUGGGUUUUGAUAUUAAGGUUCAAAUGGUUUGGGAAGUGAUUAGGUGAUACCUAUGCCGAAUUUAUAGAGAACUUAAAGGUUCAUCAACGUCCAUCAGUACCUUAAAUGGAAGCAGGUUUAGAUCAAACCCCUGUACUUAAAGUGAGUAUUGUCUCACACUUAAGGUUGAGCUUAGCCCUAUGAACUGGUGCUGUUGUGUAGAAAGUAAUGUACAAGUUGUAAUAAAAGAAGGUUUAUGGCCUGGAUAAACACUAUAAGACCCCUGUUACAUUAGGUUUCAUACUAAUUAUCAAGCUAGGCUUAGGAAAACAAAUCAUGGUGUAGAUAUUGGUUUGAUUUGGCCUGACGUUGAGAGCCCAAUUGUCAAUUAUUUACUAAACUCAAUGCAGCAUGUGUAACAAAUUGAUUGUACUAGUGCAUAAACACCACCCUCAUAUAGAGGUAAUACUAAUAGGCAAUGAUAGUAACCCCUAAUGAUGUUAGGCCUUGGUAUGUCCCACAUCAUGAGGGGGUGUGCAUUUAAUAUUUUAUUCUGUUUUAUUUUUGAAUUGUUAUCAAUUAUCCCAAAGAUUAUUAGUACAGUAAUAAUUAAUUGUAAAGUAACAGAAACCAUUAGUGCUGUAGGAAAAGAGCUCCCUCUUUAGUUUGCUCUUUUGUGCUGUGAAAAUUUUGUGUAAAUAUUUCCCUAUUCUAUACUAUUAUUACAUAUAUUUCAACUUAGCUAAAUGGAUUGCAUAUGUCAUGUCACAUGAAUGAGUCCAGCCACAGAUUAGUUGGCCAAUAUUAUUAUCCUUCUGGAUUUUUUAGACUAAUAAAGUGUAUGUAAUCAAGAGAGGGCUCUGUAUAAAUUAAUCAAUAGUUGUAAUACCUAUUGCUCUUCUGUCACAUGUAGUUAGGCGUACAUUGUAGUCAUAAGGUUAUCUUUAAGGACCACAUAAAUGGAUAUGAUUUGAAUACACAUUUGCAUAUUUUAGUUACUUUGGGUCUGAGACUUAUCAGUUAGCUGCGUCCUUAAGGUUU
Molecule: messenger RNA, 2222 nt
Organism: Anneissia japonica
Lineage: Eukaryota; Metazoa; Echinodermata; Crinoidea; Comatulida; Comatulidae
Product: ras-related C3 botulinum toxin substrate 1
Exons: 6
Coding region: 176-760 (194 amino acids)
Biological process (GO): regulation of cell shape; actin filament organization; regulation of actin cytoskeleton organization
Cellular component (GO): cell projection; cytoplasmic vesicle; cell cortex
Molecular function (GO): GTPase activity; protein kinase binding; GTP binding
Source: RefSeq, a predicted model, not a curated record